UAAAAAGCACGCAAGUCUUUCUUUCUGAAGAAACAAACCAAAACCCCUUCGUGUAUCAGUAAUGGUUUGGGGUCUCUUUCCCGUUGAUCCUCUUUCAGGUGAAGAUAAAUACUACAUCUUUUCAAAGGGUAUUUACAAGAUUGGUCGAAAAGGAUGUGAUAUUAUUAUCAAUAAGGAUAAGGGGGUAUCUAGGAUCCACGCUGAGUUAACUUUUGAUUCAACCUCUCGGAGGGACAAAUCUUCAGAUACCUCCUCCUUUGUUAUCCGUGUCAAAGAUUGUUCUAAGUAUGGCACCUUUAUCAAAACUGACCUGGGGGCAAAAUACAAAGUUCAUGAGCUACCUAAUAAGGAGAAAAUUCUCCAAGAUGGAGAUGUUAUCGCGUUUGGUACAGGUUCAGCUACUUACAGGUUGUCCUUAAUUCCGCUUGUAUUUUACUUCUGCCCUUCCUCUGAGACGUUUAGGGUGGAUCAGUCGGUACAAGAUGCAGUUUCAUCUAUUGGUGCUCGUAUUUCUCCUACCUUGAGUGAGGAGUGCACUCAUGUGCUUCUUGAGCCACGUAUGCAAGUGAAUGAAGCUCUGGUCAAUGCAAUUUUAGCCAAAAAACCAAUCAUUUUGACAAAUUGGGUGAAGCUUCUCGCAGAGAAAAGUAUCUGCAGCGAAUUUCCUGGAUACAGCCAGUACAGACCAUCAGUGAUGGUUGAAGAAACUUUCGUGGAUGUACUAGAAGUAAACGUCCGUGAAAAAUGUCUAGAAGGAUUUACCUUUGUGUUGGAACCACCAGACAUGUACAGAUUUGGUUGCAGCUUCCCAUCUUUACUUAAAGUAUGUGGUUCAGAGACUGUUACCAUAGCAGACGUUAGCUCCAUAAGUCAGGAUUCUCAGUAUGGAGAAAUUAAUCGCAUGAUAUGUGUCAUCCCAAAAAGUUCAGGAGACAAAUUUGGCCGUUUGAAGCAUCUCAGUUUGUUAUCUAGAGUGAACGAGAUGGAUUUAGUAUGCGCCGUCUUUUCCGGAAAUCUACCUUCAACUUCACUGAUACCACCUUCCGUUGUAAUUUCAUCCUCAUGCUCUACGGAUGAGACAGUGGUAGCGGAUUCUGAUGCCGAAGAGGAAGAAAUAACAUCGUCUGUUCAUAUGAUUGAUGCUACUGAAAAAGCAGAAACACCAGAGAAGCCUGCAGCUAUUGUAAUUGAGGAUAGUCCUGUUACGAUAUUGGAAGAAACUAUGGAUUUGAAUGAGUUUAAAAGCGUAAACUUAUUAGCAGAUACUGAAGAUAGAGGUCACAUCGAUGAAAAGAACUCAGGUGAUAGUGUGACAAUCCGAAGGGAUCGGAACGAUGAGGCUGAAACUGGUAAUUCGGAGAUUAUAUACACUCAAGAUCUUAUUGUUAGGGACUUGCGGUCGACUAGAAAUGUUCAAUCGACAGGAGGGGAAGGAGUUGUGGACUUCAAGCGAUUCAGAAAGGGAAAUGUUACAUGCGGAAACAGCUUCAGUAGCCUAAUACCUUUUGCGAAGGAUCCAUACAAAGAAUACGAUUGCGGGGACGUGACAGAUUUUAUGAAAGAAGAGAAGAAAAGGAAGCAGAUGGAAGCCAUUGCAGAGGACUUGUUUAACACUGAAAAGGCUAGAAAGCGUGGAACGGCUGGUUCCAUUCGCGGGUUUCUCACUCGAAGUUGAGGUUUCAUGGUAAAAUGGCCUAUGGAAGAACGCAUGAUUCUGGAUCAGUGGAUCACUAGGAACUAAACAAAAUCUUGUCUUUUUUUUCGUUCUUCAUGAGUUAAACAAUGUAUGUACACGGGGAAGUGUAGAUACAUACACAUAUAUAUAAUGAUCUUUGGUUUCUCUGAUGAAAA
This is a messenger RNA of Arabidopsis lyrata subsp. lyrata, 1851 nucleotides long. RefSeq names its product nijmegen breakage syndrome 1 protein. The coding region runs from base 62 to 1675 and encodes 537 amino acids. Gene Ontology annotation, biological process: double-strand break repair via homologous recombination; mitotic G2 DNA damage checkpoint signaling. The record is from RefSeq and is a predicted model, not a curated record. Gene Ontology annotation, molecular function: damaged DNA binding; protein binding. Lineage: Eukaryota; Viridiplantae; Streptophyta; Magnoliopsida; Brassicales; Brassicaceae. Gene Ontology annotation, cellular component: Mre11 complex. The transcript is spliced from 13 exons.